Molecule: messenger RNA, 707 nt
Organism: Vitis vinifera (wine grape)
Lineage: Eukaryota; Viridiplantae; Streptophyta; Magnoliopsida; Vitales; Vitaceae
Exons: 8
Coding region: 143-604 (153 amino acids)
Source: RefSeq, a predicted model, not a curated record
AUAAUAAUAAUAAUAAUAAAUGGUAUAGAAAGAAUAUUUUGGAGGGAUUGUUGUCGGAGGCCGGUAUGCUCAUGUCUCUCCCGUCGAAAGUUUGCCUUCACCAGCUGAAGCUGCUUUCACAUCAUCAGGUUAGGCUUCUGGCAUGUCAAAUGGUCAUGACUACUCUGCCAACCAUGAAGACUCAAGUGCAAAGGGCGAAAAUGGUGAAGGAGAACUGCACACAUCAAAAGAUCUUCUAAAGAAACUGAAGAGAUAUGGAAUUUCUGGAAUAUUAUCCUAUGGACUCCUGAAUACUGCAUACUAUCUUACAACGUUUCUCUUGGUAUGGUUUUAUAUUGCUCCAGCACCAGGAAGGAUGGGUUAUUUGGCGGCAGUUGAAAGAUUUGUCAAAAUCAUGGCUAUGGUGUGGGCAGGCAGCCAGGUCACUAAACUUGUCAGAGCUGGAGGGGCCCUUGCACUUGCUCCUAUUGUAGAUAGAGGAUUGUCAUGGUUUACAGUAAAAUUCAAGUUUGAAUCUCAGGGAAAGGCUUUCAUGGCGAUUGUCGGAUUUUGUUUCGGGUUAGCUCUCAUUCUAUUCUUCAUUGUAACAUUGCUUUGGGCAUGACACAUAUUUCAGCAUUUUUCUUAGUCAUCCUGGCGGAGAAACUCUUUCAUUAACUAGCAUUUUUGAAUCUCAUCAAUGUUAAUUUUUUUUUUUUCAUAGUUCA